UUGAUGUAGUCUUUACGUGGUAGGGGAACUAAGAAGGAAGGAGUCAGCUCGCAAUUUAUUACUACAGCGAGCAACGAAUGAAUAUGCUUGUUAUUUAUUUUAUAAGCACGGCAAAUAUCACCAUUAACCGACGAUAUGUUGCUUGUUAUAAUUAGCUCGUAAGGCAGUCAGCGCGUAAUGUCUUCUUAGUCUAGCCCAGCGUAGCUUAGCUUAGCCUGUUAGCUAAGCAGCAUUGCUUAACUCUGUUUCAAACGAGAUGCGUGACAAGAAAGGAGGAACUUGUAAAGCUAACAUCUGACAGCAGGGCGUUACUGUCAUUCAUGUGCCGUUGUGGUCAAUUUAACUAGGUUUUCUUCGAAACUGGGGCUGUUUCCGAAGCGUUCACAACAUGCUGAACAUUCCGACCCAGUCCUUCCCGGCGCCCUGCUCCCAGCAGCGGGUCACCCCGUCCGGCAGGAACAAGGUGGCCUUGAAGCCCGGCCACAGUCUGAUGGACUGGAUUCGGUUUGCCAAGAGCGGCAAAGACCUGACAGGGCUCAGAGGACGACUGAUUGAAGUUACCCAGGAAGAGCUGCAGAAACACAACAAAAGAGAUGACUGCUGGACGUGCAUACGGGGUAUGGUUUACAAUGUGACCCCCUACAUGGACUACCACCCUGGUGGAGAGGACGAGCUGAUGAAGGCAGCUGGGAUCGAUGGCACUGACCUGUUUGACCAGGUCCAUCGCUGGGUGAACUAUGAGUCCAUGCUAAAAGAGUGCCUGGUGGGCAGGAUGGCCACUAAGGCCACCACAGCUAUUAAAGCUAUCAUCCCACCUUCACCACCAACUAGCCUCGCCCCGCCUACGUCAGUGGCUCCUCCCCCAGACAAAGAUGCUCGACCACGAUUCGACUGGUUCCAAACCGAUGGGACUGUUCAUCUGGUCAUUUAUGCUAAAAGAAAGAUCGCCAGCUCAGGCUGCACCGUCGUUGACCUGAAGGCGGGUGUAUUACGGCUGGAAGUGCUGCUGGGGAAAAUGUCCUACAUGAUACAUUUAAGUCUCGCUGAUGAAGUUGAGGAACACGUUGCUGUCCACACUGCCUUCUCAGUGGGAAAGAUCCAGGUCAGCAUACGCAAACAGGCUAAAGGAAAAUGGACCAGUCUUGGUCAACCACUGGAAUUUCACAACACAUUUCUACGCAAAAAAGACAGAGCUCUCUACUAUAGGGAUUGUGUGUUGGUGUCAAAGACUGAAGUGAACCACAACACCCAAGUGUUCAGACUGCAGCUUCCACGUGGGUCUGUCAUGCACGUGCCUGUCGGAAAACAUGUCUACCUCAAAACCCUCAUUCAAGACACAGAGGUAGUGAGGCCAUACACUCCAGUAGAUCAGAACCUGGCAGCUGCCUCUGACCACUCCUCACAGGAAUCAGACCUCUACCUCAUGAUCAAAGUUUACCCUGACGGAGUGUUCACGCCACACUUCAACAGCCUCCACAUCGGUGACAGUAUAUCCGUUAGUGGUCCAGAGGGUACCUUCAGUGUCCGGCCCCUCCGUGAUGUCACAGACCUCUACCUGUUAGCAGCAGGCACCGGGUUCACGCCCAUGGCUCGCCUCAUCCAGCUGGCGCUACACAACAGCGACACCAUCAGGAAAACCAAGCUGCUCUUUUUUAACCGGCGAGAGGAGGACAUUCUGUGGCGCUGUGAGCUGGAUGAGCUGGCUGCUAACAGUGAGAGGUUUCAAGUGGAGUACGUCCUCUCUGAUCCGUGUGAAAGCUGGACAGGUCUGAAGGGUCGGGUGGAUGAGUCCAUGCUCAAGGAUUUCCUCAACAGGCCAGAGGGCUCCAAAUGCUAUGUGUGUGUGUGCGGCCCCACUGCCUUCACAGAGCUCACAAUAGGGUUGUUGAAGCAGCAGGGCUUCAGUGAGGAGGAGCUCCACGCCUUCCAGGGCUGAUGAGCUCUGCCUCGAUCCAACUGCCCCCCGCAGAGACUGUGUGCCUGUGACUGUGUGAGUGAGCGAGAGUCAAAAGUCGAUUUAAUUUAUGAACUCAUGAUUGUGAGAAAUGAAUGCAACACUGUAUUUCUAUGCACCAAGGAGCUGAUGAUGGUGACGGCAGGCAACACACCUCAGGCUUUGAUGGACUCUAAAGAAAAUCAGUGCAGUAAAAUCCCUCUGAAUCUGGACAGUUUGGUCAGUACCUGCAACAAAAAACAGAGUUUAGAAAAAGCUUUUUUUUAAGGUGUGUAGAAUAAAUGCUGUACAAUGAGAUGCACAGAAGUGAUUGAGAUAUUGUGAAAUGAUGGUGUUUAUGCAAUAAUAAAAUAGAAUGAACUUGA
Molecule: messenger RNA, 2319 nt
Organism: Plectropomus leopardus (leopard coralgrouper)
Lineage: Eukaryota; Metazoa; Chordata; Actinopteri; Perciformes; Serranidae
Gene: cyb5r4
Product: cytochrome b5 reductase 4
Biological process (GO): superoxide metabolic process
Cellular component (GO): endoplasmic reticulum; cytoplasm
Molecular function (GO): cytochrome-b5 reductase activity, acting on NAD(P)H; heme binding
Source: RefSeq, a predicted model, not a curated record